AUGAUGAAUUUUUUUGGAUCGAAGUCCUCGGGCAAUGCCGAUGAGGGAGACAGUAAGCAUGGCUCGUCGGGGAACAGCAGCACCAACAUGAAUCGAGGAUCUGGGUUUUUUCCGGGAUUCACGUCGCAGACGGCUACUCCUACGACGGCGGUGAGCCAGAGUGCUUACGCGAUGGGAACCACCGGGAUCCCGUCGGAGAACCUUUUGAGCCAUAUGAAGGCUAUGAACGAUGGGACGUCCGGUGGAAACGCGGUUGCAGGCAGUACCGCGGAAAUUGCUCCGGCAGUGAGUGAACAAGAGUAUGUGCGGCAGUCGAAUGAGCCGGCGCCAGCGGCCCAUAAGGCCGUGAGCCCCCCUGUGGAGCAUUUGGCUGCACCUGUCGGUAAGCCGGCUGGUGGCAAGAGAAUCGGUUCUAAGACGUUGAACGCAGACGUACCUAGAGGUACGUUGACUGUCACGAUCGUCGAGGCCAAGGGUCUGCUCACGGCGUCGAUGGAAUCUCAGCCUUACGUCGUUUGCACCUUUGAAAGCUCCGAGUUUAUUUCGGAGGGUCCGGAGUCAAUGGAUAGCAAACCGGGGUCGCAGAAUGUCGAGGGUUGGAAUCGCAGUGGUCUAAAAAAGCAUAGACCGUUGUAUACACAUCGGUCGUCGUCACAUUUGAACAAGUUGGCAGAAGAGAAGCAUAACGGCGGCAGUCGCAGCAGCACAAAUCCUAUUUGGCACCACGAAACCACCUUCGAUGUGCUCGGGGACCGCUCGGAGUUGGACAUUUCUGUAUAUGAUGCUGUGCACGACGAUAUGUUUCUAGGGCAAGUGAGGCUACGUCCUCGGAUCCAUGAUACAGCGAAGGCUUCGCAGUGCCAAUGGUAUAGUCUGCAGAGUAGGGUUAUCGAUGAGAAUAUUGCGGGAGAAAUUCUCAUCAAGUGGCAUUAUUCAUCGACGAAAAAGAGACAGUACGGGCCACAAGACUUUGAGGUGUUGAGAUUACUUGGGAAAGGUACCUUUGGACAGGUCUACCAAGUUAGAAAGAAGGAUUCGAAGAGGAUAUAUGCAAUGAAAGUGCUUUCUAAGAAGGUUAUCGUCAAGAAAAACGAAAUCGCUCAUACUAUAGGAGAAAGGAAUAUCCUGGUGCGCACCGCUUCCAAAUCUUGCCCAUUUAUCGUUGGUCUGAAAUUUUCGUUUCAAACUCCUGCCGAUUUGUAUCUAGUUACAGACUUCAUGAGCGGUGGAGAACUCUUUUGGCAUUUGCAGAAAGAAGGGAGGUUUUCUGAGGAUAGAGCCAAGUUUUACAUUGCUGAGCUAGUGAUGGCGCUAGAAUACCUACACGAUAAUGAUAUCGUUUACAGAGAUUUGAAGCCAGAGAACAUAUUGCUGGAUGCCAACGGCAAUAUCGCUCUUUGUGAUUUCGGGUUAUCGAAGGCAGAAUUGAAAGACCGUACAAAUACUUUUUGUGGGACCACUGAAUACCUGGCGCCGGAACUCCUGCUUGAUGAAACUGGCUAUACAAAGAUGGUGGACUUCUGGUCUUUGGGUGUGCUAAUAUUCGAAAUGUGCUGCGGGUGGUCGCCGUUCUUCGCUGAAGAUAACCAAAAGAUGUAUCAAAAGAUUGCAUUCGGUAAGGUUAAAUUCCCUCGUGACGUUCUAUCGCCUGAAGGGCGCUCGUUCGUCAAGGGCCUACUGAACAGAAACCCAAGACAUAGACUAGGCGCGAUCGAUGACGGCAGAGAGUUAAGAGCGCAUCCUUUUUUCGCAGACAUCGACUGGGAUGCGCUCAGGGACAAAAAGAUUCCACCUCCGUUCAAGCCACAUUUGAGCUCGGAGACGGAUACGUCAAAUUUCGAUCCUGAAUUCACUCAAGCAUCCACCUCCUUCAUGAACAAGCAUCAGCCAAUAGCAGCAACUCCUCUGUCACCUGGUAUGCAAGCAAAAUUUGCAGGCUUCACCUUCGUCGACGAGUCCGCCAUGGAUGAACAUUACAAUGCAGCUUAUAAUAGCCGCAAGUUCCUGCAGAACUCCUACUUCAUGGAACCUGGCUCUUUCAUCCCAGGUAAUCCUAACCUACCACCCGACGAGGACGUCAUCGACGACCAUGAAGAUGACGAUGCCAGCGAAUUCGCUCUUGGAAAGGGAGCUCACAAUGCCGGCCAGGUAGACUACGAUGGUGAUCAGCACAUGGACGACGAGUUUGUGAGCGGAAAGUUUGAAAUUUGA
Molecule: messenger RNA, 2211 nt
Organism: Torulaspora globosa
Lineage: Eukaryota; Fungi; Ascomycota; Saccharomycetes; Saccharomycetales; Saccharomycetaceae
Gene: SCH9
Product: serine/threonine protein kinase SCH9
Exons: 1
Coding region: 1-2211 (736 amino acids)
Biological process (GO): protein phosphorylation
Molecular function (GO): ATP binding; protein serine/threonine kinase activity
Source: RefSeq, a predicted model, not a curated record